AUGAGACAAAAGGAAUCAAUGAAGGAAUGGAUGACUCGUUUAGAAUUGGUUGUCGAGAAGUUCCAAAAUGGUAACUAUGCCAAUCUCGCUUAUUUUCGCAUCCUCCGCCGUCAACCAAUUGAAAAUGGUACUUGGUCUUUCAUGAAGGACGUUCCAUGCAACGUACUUGAUGAAGUGAUGAAAAAACUGCAGGGAUCACCUCAAAAGGACGAGUUAAUAAUGAUUCAAAACUUAUAUGGACCAUAUCAACAACAAUGGACAUUUAUUUGGAUCUAUGAAAAGGAAGUGACCCCUCGUGAGAACCAAACGGGAGGUAUUACUGUUUGUUCACUAGAUCCAGGUGUCCGUAAAUUCUAUAUUGGUAAUCAAGAUGCACAAAGAAUUAUUCGUCUCUGCCUUCAUCUUGAUGAUCUCAUUUCCCGUACUAUUAAAGCCCGCGCAAAUAAACGCUCAUGGGAGAUUUCGGGAGAGACUAAUUUCAAAGGCAGAAGAGUAGGAAAAGGAGUUAAAAUAGUUGGAGAGGCGUAUACAAGUGAAACAUGUGGUUUCUGUGAAUGGAUAAAUCAAAAUUUAGGGGGAAGAAAAGUUUUUAAGUGUGGGAAAUGUGGUUUAUGCAUAUACAGAGAUAUAAACGGCGCCCGUGGAAUUUUUCUUCGGGCUUUACUGGAUGGAACUAUCCUUUUAUAA
Molecule: messenger RNA, 687 nt
Organism: Diversispora eburnea
Lineage: Eukaryota; Fungi; Glomeromycota; Glomeromycetes; Diversisporales; Diversisporaceae
Source: the annotation of a GenBank genome assembly